Molecule: messenger RNA, 1520 nt
Organism: Euleptes europaea (tarantolino)
Lineage: Eukaryota; Metazoa; Chordata; Lepidosauria; Squamata; Sphaerodactylidae
Gene: ZNF385A
Product: zinc finger protein 385A
Exons: 8
Coding region: 66-1382 (438 amino acids)
Cellular component (GO): nucleus
Molecular function (GO): zinc ion binding; nucleic acid binding
Source: RefSeq, a predicted model, not a curated record
CUGCCAUCCCUGCCGCGCCGCCGACAGACGCAAGGUGCUGCUCCGGCCCCCGGAGCCCCGCAGGGAUGAUCCUAGGCAGCCUGAGUCGGGCGGGCCCCAUCCCGGCCAUCCUGCGCCCGCCGCCCGCCAUGAUGCAGCCACCCCUCGAUCUCAAGCCUUUCCUCUCGUUCCCCAUGGAGGCGCAGCCAGCUGUGGGCCUCUUCCCGGGUUUCAACACGGUAAGGCCGUGGCUGCUUCCGGCCCAGGAGGUGCAGGCUCGGAUGGACCCAGUGCAGAAGGCGGUGAUCAACCAUACCUUCGGGGUACCUGUAGCCAAGGCCAAGAGGCCCAUUAUCUCUUGCAAUGUCUGCCAGAUCCGCUUCAAUUCUGAGAGCCAAGCCGAAGCACACUACAAGGGGAACCGCCAUGCCCGGCGAGUAAAGGGAAUUGAGGCGGCUCGGACACGGCAGAAGGAAUCGGGAGCCCGCGAGGGAGAUAAGCCGGGACCCGUGGGCAGCCCGUCUUCCAGCACUGGGGAGAGCGAUUCCGACCGUACAGCCGAGCAACUCAACGGCAUCGGGGGUUCAGUGACGGUGACCCCUGUGCCGGCACCCAGCUCUCCAGACAAACAGCCCUCCCUUGCAUCACCGGCGGUGGCGGCAGCACCCCACACAGCCCCCUGCCCCGAGCCCGGCCAGAGCUCCAAGGGUGGGCCGGCCUGGGGGACCAAAGCAGGGGAGAUCGUGACGACGGUUGCGGCGCCAGCCACUCCAGGGGCGGUGCCCAGCAGCAACGGCAGCGCCAAGCCUGACGAAGAGAAGGCCAAGAAGCUGUUGUACUGCUCACUUUGCAAGGUGGCUGUCAACUCGCUCUCUCAGCUCGAGGCCCACAACAAAGGUACAAAGCACAAGACUAUCCUGGAAGCGCGCAGCGGGUUGGGGCCUAUCAAGGCAUAUCCACGCCUCAGCCCCACGGCUGGAGGGGAGCCAGGCAGCCAGGACCCCAGCGCUCAGGAGAGAACCUUCCACUGUGAAAUCUGCAAUGUCAAAGUCAACUCGGAGAUUCAGCUCAAACAGCACAUUUCCAGCCGGCGGCACCGGGAUGGCGUAGCUGGGAAGCCCAACCCUUUGUUGAGUCGGCACAAGAAGCAGCGAGGCAUGGCAGAGCUGCCGGGCUCCCUGGCCUUCCCCAAGGAGCUUCCCAAGUCACUGGCAGCUGGGCUCCUGCCCAAUCCGCUGGCUAUGGCAGCAGCCAUGGCAGCCGCCGCUUCCACCCCCCUGACGCUGCGACCAGCCCCGACGCCAGCACUGCUGCAGGGCCCGCCGCUGACGCAUCCGCUCCUGCGCCCAGCACCGGGGCCCAUCCGAACUGCACACGGACCCAUCCUCUUCUCGCCGUACUGAUGCCGCCUGCCCGCCCACCUGCCUGCCACAAUCCCAGGGCUCCUGGCACCACUGGAACCGCCCCCUGGCAACUAGCAACCGGCCCCGGCAACGUCGCACGGCGUCCAGCCUCAUCCGACGGGAGCGAUUUUACCUUUU